Molecule: messenger RNA, 1565 nt
Organism: Harmonia axyridis
Lineage: Eukaryota; Metazoa; Arthropoda; Insecta; Coleoptera; Coccinellidae
Gene: Kaz
Product: E3 ubiquitin-protein transferase MAEA
Exons: 6
Coding region: 116-1300 (394 amino acids)
Biological process (GO): proteasome-mediated ubiquitin-dependent protein catabolic process
Cellular component (GO): cytoplasm; GID complex; nucleus
Molecular function (GO): ubiquitin protein ligase activity; protein binding
Source: RefSeq, a predicted model, not a curated record
UGACGCCGUUUAAAGUCUUGCAUUCUGUAGAUUUUCCUGUCAAACAGACUAGUGUCAAUCAGCUGUUCGAUAUUUUUGUUUUGUUUUUAAGGAUCCAUCAUCUAUCAAAGGAAUUAUGGCUGAUAUAAAGUCUUUAGAACAUCCUACAUUGAAGGUCCCCUAUGAGAUUCUCAAUAAGGAAUUCCGUAAAACACAAAAGAACAUUGAUCGUGAAAUAUCUCAUAUCAAUGCUACAUCCUCAGAAAUAAACAAGUUCUGCUCUGGAGAAAAUGUAAAAGUUAAAGAUGUUAAGACUCUAUUAGGGGGCAUGGUAGAGAAGCUGCAGGUUUUGAAGAGGAAAGCUGAAGAAGGUAUCUCAGAAGAGCUGAGCACAAGUAAUACCUGCAAAAAGCGUUUGGAUCAUUUGAAAGAGCAAGCUGAAGCUGUUACAAUCCCCAACGUUUCUCAAGGGAUGUUGAAUCAGUGGAAACGCAAACGUCUAGAUAGGAUGGUUGUGGAAUACUUCUUGAGAAAUGGUUAUUACAAUGCUGCUAUCACACUUGCCGAAAGAUCGGGUGUCAAAGAUUUAACAAACAUUGAUAUAUUCCUUACAUCCAGAGAAGUAGAAAAAUCACUUGCAAGGAAAGAAUCCGCAAAAUGCCUGGCUUGGUGCCAUGACAAUAAGUCAAAACUUAGGAGACUUAAAUCCAACAUGGAGUUCAACAUUCGUAUUCAAGAAUUUGUGGAACUGGUAAGAAAUGACAAAAGAAUGGAUGCUGUGAAACAUUCCAGAAAAUAUUUUCCAAACUUCCAAGAUGAGCAUUUAGACAAAAUAAAGGAAGUUAUGGGAUUACUUGCCUUUCCUAACAAUACACAAAUUCCUCAUUACAAAGCUUUAUUGGAUGCUAAUAGAUGGGAUACCCUGAUUGAAGAGUUCAGACAAGAAAAUUAUAGGCUGUUUCAGUUGGCAUCGCAGUCCGUGUUCACUGUGGCCUUGGAAGCUGGCUUAUCGGCCUUGAAAACACCUCAGUGUUACUCAGAAGAUGAAGCUAGAAAUCCGGCCUGUCCAGUUUGUCAGGAAGAUAUGAACAAAUUGGCCGAACCUUUGCCGUUCGCACAUUGCUCUCAGUCCCGACUUUAUUGUCACAUAAGCGGCCUACCUCUGAACGAAAAUAACCAGCCCAUGAUGCUUCCAAAUGGAUGCGUAUAUGGAGAACAAGCUCUAGCACAAAUGGCAAGGGAAAACAAUGGCCAAGUGAUUUGCCCCAAAACAAAAGAGGUGUUUCCCUUCAAAAAAGUUGAUAAAGUAUUUGUAAUGUAAAUAUGAAUGUGAUAAUCUUUGUUUAGAUGAUUAAGUGAGCAUUUAUUUACAAUGUAAAUAAUAUUCUCGUGAAUAAGUUUAGAUUUAAGAACCUGCAAUACUUAUUAAUCUCCGAUAUUUACCUUUUAAGAUUUUGAAAAUUUAUUUCUAUUUCAUAAUGUAAGUAUAACAAAAUUUGAUGUUUAUUCAAUGAUUCUUAAAUGUUUUAUGAAUUAUUAUUGUAUUUUUCUUCUUCGUGAUCUUAAAUAGAAAAGUUUUACUCUAA